ACUAUGAAUGGUCAUCUUACAUAUCAUAAGAGGAUCCACACAGGAGAGAAGCCCUAUAAAUGCAUGGAAUGUGGAAAGAGCUUCGCUUUUAGUACUGCUCUUACUUCGCAUUACCGGAUCCAUACAGGGGAGAAGCCCUAUAAAUGCAUGGAAUGUGGAAAGAGCUUCAGUUUUAGUACUUCUCUUACUUCCCAUUACUGGAUCCAUACAGGGGUGAAGCCAUAUAAGUGCACAAAGUGUGGAAAGAGCUUCUGUGAAAAUUCGUCUCUUACUGUCCAUAAAAGGAUCCACACAGGAGAGAAGCCCUAUAAAUGCAUUGAAUGUGGAAAGAGCUUCCCUAAGAGCAGUGAACUUGUUUUCCAUAAAAAGAUCCACACGGGGGAAAAGCCACAUAAAUGCAUGGAGUGUGGGAAGAGCUUUACUACAAAGAGUUAUCUUAACACCCAUAAAAGGAUCCACACAGGGGAGAAGCCAAAUAAAUGCAUGGAAUGUGGAAAGAGUUUUUCUACAAAGAGUUAUCUUAACACCCAUAAAAGGAUCCACACAGGGGAGAAGCCAUAUAAAUGCAUGGAGUGUGGAAAGAGCUUUAUUAAGAAGUGCCUACUUAUUUACCAUAGUAGGAUACAUACAGGGGAGAAGCCUUUUAAAUGCAUGGAAUGUGGAAAGAGUUUUUCUAUGAACAGUUACCUUAAUAUCCAUAAAAGGAUUCACACGGGAGAAAAGCCUUAUAAAUGCCUGGAGUGUGGAAAGAGCUUCUGCGAAAACAUCUCUCUUACUGUUCAUAAAAGGAUCCACACAGGGGAAAAGCCGUACAAGUGCUUGGAAUGUGGAAAGAGCUUCAGAACAAGCAGUCAUCUUAUUUACCACAACUGGAUCCACACAGGGGAGAAGCCUUAUAAAUGCAUGGAGUGUGGAAAAGCCUUUAUUCAGAAUAGUCAUCUGACUUCCCAUAAACGAAUCCAUACAGAGGAAAAGCCGUAUAAGUGCACGGAGUGUGGAAAGAGUUUCAGAGAGAGUCGUUCCCUUACAUCCCAUAAAAGGAUCCACACAGGAGAGAAGCCAUACCAAUGCACGGAGUGUGGGAAGACCUUUAUUCAGAGCAGUCAUCUUACUUCCCAUAAAUGGAUCCACACAGGAGAGAAGCCAUAUAACUGCAUGGAGUGUGGAAAGGGCUUCAGUCAAAGGAGUUCUUUUAUUUCCCAUAACAGGAUCCACACAGGGGAGAAGCCGUAUAAAUGCCCUGAAUGUGGAAAGGGCUUUAUUAAGAGCAGUCAUCUUACCUCCCAUAAAAGAGUCCAUACAGAGGAGAAGCCGUAUAAGUGCACGGAGUGUGGAAAGAGUUUCAGAGAGAGCCGUUCCCUUACAUCUCAUAAAAGAAUCCACACAGGAGAGAAGCCAUAUCAAUGCACCGAGUGUGGCAAGACCUUUAUUCAGAGCAGUCAACUUACUUCGCAUAAAAGGAAACACACAGGGGAGAAGCCAUAUCAAUGCACGGAAUGUGGAAAGAGCUUCAGUCAUAAUAGUUCCUUUACUUCCCAUAAAAGGAUCCACACAGGGGAAAAGCCAUAUAAAUGCAUGGAGUGUGGAAAGGGAUUCAGUCAAAGGAGUUCCUUUACUUCCCAUAAAAGGAUCCACACAGGGGAGAAGCCGUAUAAGUGUGCGGAGUGUGGAAAGGACUUUACUACGAGCAGUUAUCUUAACUCUCAUAAAAGGAUCCACACAGGAGAGGAGCUAUUCAAGUGCAUGGAGUGUGGAAAGGGCUUCUGUCAAAUGUCGUCCCUUAUGAGACAUAAAAGAAUCCAUUCAGGGGAAAAGCCAUAUAAAUGUGUGGAGUGGGAAAAUGACUUACUUUUCCAUACACCGAUCCAUUUUGGUUCAAAUCCAUUUAAAUUCCAGAUUUAGUGGGUGAAAUCUAUGCAUUUCCUAUUUGUGUGUGCUGAACUAGGAAAGUGG
Protobothrops mucrosquamatus (brown spotted pit viper) is the source of this 1953-nucleotide messenger RNA. RefSeq names its product zinc finger protein 91-like. Gene Ontology annotation, molecular function: DNA-binding transcription repressor activity, RNA polymerase II-specific. The record is from RefSeq and is a predicted model, not a curated record. NCBI's taxonomy places the organism in Eukaryota, Metazoa, Chordata, Lepidosauria, Squamata, Viperidae. Gene Ontology annotation, biological process: negative regulation of transcription by RNA polymerase II. The transcript is spliced from 3 exons. The coding region runs from base 4 to 1902 and encodes 632 amino acids.